Molecule: messenger RNA, 1363 nt
Organism: Pseudocercospora fijiensis CIRAD86
Lineage: Eukaryota; Fungi; Ascomycota; Dothideomycetes; Mycosphaerellales; Mycosphaerellaceae
Exons: 10
Coding region: 944-1363 (139 amino acids)
Source: RefSeq, a predicted model, not a curated record
CCUUCUCUUCUUUCUCCCUGCGCUUUCGUUCGUACUCUUCCCAUUUACGCUUCUCUUCCUCCUCUUCCUCCUUCUCUCGGCGCUUGAAUUCCUCGUAUGCUUUCUUCUCUUUCUCCUUCUUCUCCCUAGCUUCGCGAUCAAUCUUUUCGCGAAACGCCUGCUCCUCCUCUUUCCUCUCUCGUUCUGCUUCGGCCUUCUUCAACUCCCAUUCGCGCUCGGCUGCCUUUUGCUUGGCUUUAGCUUCCUCUUCUUUUCGCUUCAUGUCAGCUAGAAUCUGCUUAUCGUGCCUCUCACGCUCAGCUUCCUCUUUGUCUCGCUUGGCCUCUGCUUCCAAUUGCUCGAUCUUGAUUCUUCUGCGAAUGUUCUCCUCCUCUUCCUUUCGCCUUGAUUCUCGCGACAAAUCUCUAAGUUGUGCUUCUCGCUGGGCCAACUGCCAAGCAGCAAAGUCGUUUGGAUACCCGCCCGGCAUUUGUGGUGGACGAUCGAAGCCCGACGCAUCUGAUCGACCACGAGAUCGCGAACGGAAACGGUGCUCCAGUGCCAUUUCGGCAAGGUCUUCCGCGAGCUCGUCGCCCAGUCUGUCUCCGAGCCUGCUUCUUCCACGGCCACGACCUUCCGGUGAUGCUCGCGGCGAUGCUCUUCGAGAGCCCGGGGAAGGUGGGUAAGGGUAAGGUGCAUAUGGCAUUGGCAUAGGUGAGCCGUCCUGCUCUACGCGAUUGUAGACAUUGAUUGUCGGAGCUGGACCGUGACCUGUAGAUCUGCUCCUAUGAAGUCCACCUCCAGCAACUCCAGCCAUGAGGAAUCCUUCGCGAUCUGUGGUGUGCAUAUGGUGAGGUGAAGGUCGCCGUCUCUGCCUACGACCAUAGUAGUCGUAAUCGCAACCGUCGUCACCCCAGUAGUCACCCAUCUUGACUUCCUCCUGUCCUGUGCAACCUCUCAAGAGAUGGGCCUGCUUGGCUGUUUAGAGUUGUAUGACCGCUUUGCGAAGAAGUGUAGUGGGGCAAGACCGGUGAGGGCAGGCAGGAAUGUGAAUAGACGGGCACCUCAGUACCGUGAGCCUGGAAAAUUAGAGGCGUUUAAUCACCCGAAGCUCGCCGGCCAACUGCUUUCAGCUGCAGUGGGGGCCCGGAAGGUCAUGCACGAGCGGAAGAGCGUCGAUGGAGGGUCAGGUCAGGCGAGUAACACCUUUAUCAACCUGGCCAGGCCAGGCGUGUGGCAGACUGAGCUAGGCCGGCAUGACACACUCACACUCAUUAUUCAUCGGCCAGCUGCCAAGCCGCAGCAUGUGCAUCGCUGUCUCACGCCUGCCCUCGCCCUCCACAAAGCAUCGUGCCUGGCGAACAACAAGGGACGGCCAGAAUAA